AACUACAGCUUGACUGACAUGACAAAAAUAUUGCGAAAGAAAAAUUUAAUAUAAAUUCUACAUAAGUCAAUCUUUAAAUGAUCGAAAUCGAUGCUGCAUCAACCUAAAAAUAGCGUACAUUACUAUUCGGCAACGGACGUUUAUAUACGCCCACAUUGGAAAACUCGCUGAUCUGAUUGGAUGAAAUGAGUGUCACUCAAUGACAACAGCUCCGUGUUUGGUGAUUUCACUGUUGAUAGUUCCUGAUGCCUUGUUGCUGAAGCUAGUCUGAGGCGUUGAACGCUUUUAAAUCUGAAGUUAGGUUAAUGCCUAAUAUCUAUAUUUGCAUCUCAACGUCAGGCCCCCACACAGCAUCUUCUGGAUGUCCAAAUACAAACUCUUCCUCCUCAGGCAUGGAGAAGGGGCCUGGAACAAGGAGAACCGCUUCUGCAGCUGGGUCGACCAGAAAUUAAGCGAGAACGGGGUGCUGGAAGCCCAAGAAUGUGGCAGGCUGUUGAAAGAUAAUGGGUACCAGUUUGAUCAGGUAUUUACAUCCAUACUGAGUCGCUCCGUUCAGACGGCCUGGUUGGUACUGGAGGCCAUGGGACAAGAAUGGGUCCCGGUCACCAAAUCCUGGAGGCUGAACGAAAGGCAUUACGGUGCCUUAAUCGGCCUUAACCGGGCCGAGAUGGCGUUGAACCAUGGUGAGGACCAGGUAACACUGUGGAGGCGUAGCUAUGAUGUCACUCCGCCUCCUAUUGAUGAGUCACAUCCCUAUUAUGCUGAAAUUUAUAAUGAUCGCAGAUACGGUACGUGUGAUGUUCCGAAAGAGGAACUACCCAAAACCGAAAGUCUGAAGGAGGUGUUAGACCGACUGCUUCCUUACUGGAAUGAUGUCAUCGUACCGGUGAUCAAGAGUGGCCAAACUGUCCUCAUAUCUGCACACGGCAACAGCUGCAGGGCCCUGCUUAAACAUUUGGAAGGUAUAUCAGACACGGAAAUUGCCAAGGUAACCUUGCCGACCGGAGUACCAGUCUUUCUUGAACUGGAUGAGGAUCUUCGACCCGUGAAACCUCGUCAGCUCCUGGGUGACCAGGCCAAAAUCCAGGCAGCUAUCAAAAAGGUGGAGGAUCAAGGCAAGGCUUAUACAGGAAAUAAAUAAGGAUGUUCUUGUGAAAAAAAAGACGUGCAAAUAACAAUUCAGACAGAAAGGUUAUAGGCACCUGUUCAUUAGGUCGUAAAGCACUGGAUUAACAACAUAUUUGAAGGAAUAUUGCAUCAUGUAAAUAAUGGGUUCUGAUUUUAGUAGUAUCAAAAAGUGUGUACAAGUACCUACAAUACCUGUACAAGUCUUCAAAAAUAUCUGGAAUACAAGCACUGGUUACUGAUGCAAAAUGCACCAUUCAUUUUUUUAUGCAAUGAGGAUUGCAAACCAAGCAAAUGCCAUAUUAGACACUGAUAUAAAUUAAUCUUAAAGGAAAACACCACCGUUUUUCAAUAUUUUACUAUGUUCUUACCUCAAGUUAGACGAAUUAAUACAUACCUAUCUUUUUUACUGCGUGCACUUUUAAUUGUUGAACAGCGCGUCGUUAAUGUGUUAGCAUUUAGCCUAGCCCCAUUCAUUCCUAUGGCUCCAAACAGGGAUGAAUUUAGUAGUCACCAAACACUUCCAUGUUUUCCUUAUUUAAAGACUGUCAUAUGAGUAGUUAUACGAUAAAGUAUGGGGGCAAAAAAUAAAACUUUUGUUUGGAGCCAUAGGAAUGAAUGGGGCUAGGCUAAAUGCUAACACAUUCAAGAAGCGCUGUACAAAGAUUAAAAGUGCACGCAUUGAAAAAAUAUUGGUAUAUUUUAAUUCAUCUAAGUUGAGGUAAGAACAUAGUAAAAUAUUGAAAAAGGGUUGUGGUUUCCUUUAAAGGGGUAGUUCAACCAAGAACGAAAAUUCUCAUCAUUUACUCCCCCUUGUGGAAAUAUUUGGGUGCCGUCCACUGUGUGCAUGUAAUGAUGGACAGAAUUUUCAUUUUUGGGUGAACUAUCCCUUUAACUGUAUAUUUAAUGAAAUAUGCUGGUGUUUUUUGUUGGCUCUUGCUUCUUUUUUAGACUACAGAAAAUCAGUGGUGCCUUCCUCUUGAAAAAAUAGGAUCUAGCAAUCUGCCGUACAAAAGCAAAACACAGUAACUACUACAGUAACAUCAACACUGAAACGAAGUAAAGUUAAUAACUGCAAUUUUUUUUACUAAGCAAAACUGAGCCAAAGGUGUCUGUAACAUAGAAGACCAGACUAUAGUCAUAUUUGAUGAAGCAGGUUGUUGUCAUUGUAGUUGCUGUGUUUUCACUGUGUUGCAUUGCUGAGAUUUUGAUGAAGGAAUAUCUGUUAUUAACAAAAAAAAAAAUGAAGGAACUUCUUAUAAUAAGGAAUUGCUUAAUAUUCCUUGUAAUAAGAGAUUAUGAUCUUAUCCCUGCACAAAUCAAUAUGGGUCACUGAGUGUGCAGAGUUAUCUUGAUAUUGCACUUGCUGUCUUGCUUUUUAAAGGCACAGAUUUGGCACCAACUCCAAAAACAUUUAAAUGUUUUAUGAUUUUGUUAUUCUGUCAAAACGUAUGUUUAGGAAGCAAGACCCUGUCUGUGAUAUCCAGGCUAAAGUCUCAUAUAUGAGUCUAUAUAUGAGAUUAGGAGCAUUUUGAGGAUUGAUUUUCAAUCCUUACUUGGACAAUAUUAAAGAUAUUUAGGUUAUAUUUUCACACAAUGUUCUUUUUAUUAUGUAGGAUGGUUUUAUGUUAACAGUAACAGUAAAUCACAAAAAAGUGACUUUAGCUAGGUUUCGCAGACUGGAUCACAUGUUUUAUUGUUUAAUUGCACCGUUUGUUCAAUUUUAGCCAGUAUUUUAAAAGCAUAAUUAUACGAAAAAGAAUUUGCUUUAUUAAAUGUAUUUAUUAAACAAAACAUGAAGUUAAUAUGGGUUACGACUAAAUUAGGGCUGCAUAACGAUUAAUCAUGACUAAUCGUUUGCAUAAUAAGUUUUGAAUGCAUCAUAUAUGUAUAAUAAUUAUGCAUAUAUAAAUACACAUGAAUGUAUAAGAAAUAUUUACAUGUGUAUAUAAAUUUUUAUAUUUAUAUGUAAUUUAUAUUAUAUAUAAAUAUUUAAUCUGUAAAUAAUAUAGUAUUACGUGUGUGUAUUCAUAGAAACAUAAUUAUUAUACACCGUUCUCACAAAUAUAUAAUGUAAACAAAAACUUUAUUCUGCAAACGAUUACUCGAGAUUAAUUCUUAUGCAGCCCUAGACUAAAUUAUAUACCACUAGUUUUAUUUGCUGCAUCAUGAAAUGCUAUGCUGUUCACUUCAGUAGUGAGUAACACUUGCACCAUAUUUGUCAUCUGAAAUAAGCAUUGCAAUAUCUGUUUAUUAAGUGUAUUUAAUGUGUAAUGUCUAUUUAUUACUGUACUGUAUUUUAUCAAAAGGGAAAAUGUUACAUAUUUGUGAAAAUAGGUCAUGGUGUGUUCUAGUGUUACGUGUUUAUGUUGACUAUACUCCUGUCCUGUCUGACUACUAUGAUGCAAUUGUGGCAUAUUAUUGCUCAUCUUACUUUUAUAAGCUUAUAGUUUCUGUUUUACCACCUAGCAACACAGGCCUUCACCAUCAAUCAACUAUUUUUUGUUAAACCGUUACAUAAAUACAUAAUAAAAAGAAUAAAAAUUAUAAAUAUAUAUAAAUAA
Paramisgurnus dabryanus is the source of this 3689-nucleotide messenger RNA. RefSeq names its product 2,3-bisphosphoglycerate mutase (gene bpgm). Gene Ontology annotation, molecular function: intramolecular phosphotransferase activity. NCBI's taxonomy places the organism in Eukaryota, Metazoa, Chordata, Actinopteri, Cypriniformes, Cobitidae. Gene Ontology annotation, biological process: glycolytic process. The record is from RefSeq and is a predicted model, not a curated record.